AUGACCGGCGGCCCGGCGGCACUCGCGGCCAUGGCUCUGACGAGCGCGGUCGCGAACGCCGCCGCCGCCGUCGCCGCCGCCGGCGCAGGCAAAAAGGCCGCGCAGGUCCAGUUGCAGGCCGAGCUGAACACGGACGAGGAGUGGAACAAGUUCAUGCAAAGAGAUGGACUCCUCGUGGUGGACGUGUAUACGGAGUGGUGCGGGCCAUGCAUCGGCAUGGUGGGCAACCUCAAGAAGAUCAAGGUGGAGCUGGGCGGCGACAACCUGCACCUUGCCGUGGCAAAGUCGGAUACCAUUGAAUGUUUGAAGAGAUUUCGGAAACGCAGCGAGCCAACCUGGAUGUUCAUAGCGGCCGGUCAGCUGCUGAACGUGGUGUUCGGAGCAGACGCCCCUCGCCUCACGCGGACCAUAGAGCAGGAGCUCCAGAAUGAGGAGAAGGCCAAGAAGGGAGAGAUACAGAGACCGCAGAGAGCUCCCCAUGAGCUCACACCACCAGAACAAGAAGUAGCAACAGCUCAAGCGAAACUGCAAGAAGAGAGGAAGAAGCGUGAAGAAGCAGCCAUAGAGGAAGCGAGACUCGCGCGGAGGGAAGCGCGCGCUAAACGCUUGGAGAAGCAUUUUGAUGAUAUCUGCCCGGCGCUCAUCAUGCCGCACGCGCAGAAGAGCUUGCGGAAGGUCGGCGACAUACUUGAGCAAAACGGUGAGUCUAAUAUGCUUCGAUGUACGGACAAGGGACGGUAUACCAAGAGGCAGCCAUAG
Ostrinia nubilalis (European corn borer) is the source of this 759-nucleotide messenger RNA. Its product is annotated as thioredoxin domain-containing protein 6-like. Lineage: Eukaryota; Metazoa; Arthropoda; Insecta; Lepidoptera; Crambidae. The coding region runs from base 1 to 759 and encodes 252 amino acids. The transcript has 5 exons. The record is from RefSeq and is a predicted model, not a curated record.